AAAAGAUGGUCAAUGUUUGUCAUUGCGAACUUACAAAAUUGUCCACCUUUAACUCCCUCUUCUUCUUCGAUCCAUUUUUCUGCUUCUCUUCUUCUUCUUCUUCUUCUUCUUCUUCUUCUUCUUCUUCUUCUUCCUUCAAUUAAUUUUCGCACCACACAAAACCACCGAUCAAUUACAUGUCUCUCGUUCUUUCUUUCAUCUUCUAUCCUUUGUUUUGAAUCCACUAUUUGCUUUAAUUUCUGUAUCUAACCAUGAAAUCGUCACUGGGGAAGCUAGGGCGCAAAUUGAGCAUGACCAGAAGCGAUGUGAAGGAGAAGAGAGAUCAUCAACCGUCCGCACACUUAGAAGAACUUGCUCAGGCUUCAAAGGAUAUGCAAGAUAUGAGAAACUGCUAUGAUUCGUUAUUAGCUGCAGCUGCUGCUACGGCAAAUAGCAUAUACGAAUUUGCGGAAUCACUGAAUGAGAUGGGGAUAUGUUUGCUGGAUAAAACUACAGUGGACCCUGACGAUGAAAGUGGAAAAGUUUUACAGGCCUUGGGAAAUAUGCAAUCAGAACUUCAGAAAAUUGCUGAUACAUACCGUUCUUAUGUAGUUGUCACGGUUACACACCCGACAGAGUCUCUUCUAAGUGAGUUGCGAAAAGUGGAGGAAAUGAAACUUCAAUGUGAUGAGAAAAGGGAAGCAUACGAAUACAUGAUGGCACAACACAAAGAUAAAGGAAAACUGAAAAGUGGAAAAGUUGAAAGUUCGGUUAUGCAGAAGCUACAAGAAGCUCAAGAUGAAUAUAAUGAAGUGGCUAGAUUAUGUGCGUUUCGUGUAAAAUCACUCAAGGAGGGACAAUGCCGUAGUCUUUUAGCACAGGCUGCUCGUCAUCAUGCUGCACAGUUGAAUUUCUUUCGCAAGGGAGUCAAAGUUCUAGAAGAAGUUGACCCGCAUGUAAGAAAUGUUGCGGAGAAGCAUCGGAUUGAUUGCCAACUCAGCGAUGGGGCGGCUGGGGAGGAGGGUGAAGGCAUAAGUAGCUACGAAAGCACUGAUGACGGAGAAUUGAGUUUUGACUACCGACAGAAGAAACAAGGGAUUGCCACUUCAUCAAAUCCAAUGGAGCUGGACCGAGUGGAUACGACGCAUCCUCAAGCUCCAAAUAUAGCAGAUUCCGAUGCAAACGUGAAUAAAUAUCAAGGGGAACAGAUUUUUGGCAGGCAACGUCGAGUGAGCAGCUAUUCUGCCCCAUUAUACCCGGAGAAGACCGAUCCAUCCGGAAAGGCGGUCAAAGAAACGCAACCCGCUCGGAAAUUUUACUCUUAUGUCCUACCUCCUCCCAUUGACUCCAAGACUUCAAGUUCAAGACCACCACCGAUAUCCACCUUUCAACACCCAUUGCCCGAUGAGAAACAUGAAAAAGAUACUGGUAACGAUAACCCAUCAACAUCUGCAUCUGCUUCAAAACCCGCCCGGUCAACCGAAAAUGCUACCAGUUCUUCUACGCAGUUACCUGCUCCUUCGACUGAACGGUUUUCAUUCACGCAACAUCAUAGUACUGCGUAUGAUGGAAAAACGGCAGCCAAAAGACAAGCGUACUCCGGUCCGUUAACACCGAGCAAGUCGUUUUCAGGUAAGAUGAUGUCAUCUUCCGGGGGUCAAAAUGUAUCUUCGCGUAGUGUUUCGCCGCCUACGUUAUCUUCACCUAAAAUAAGUGAACUUCAUGAGCUUCCGCGGCCGCCGCCGCCUUCUACUGGCGGUACUUCAUUAACCUUUUCUAAACCUAGUUUGAUCGGACAUACGCCGGCACCUUUGUUUUUCAAAAAUCAAGAAACGUCUUCACAACAACCAAAUAAACGGCCUAUUUUGACAUCGACCGUUGCAUCCCCUCUUCCAGUUCCUCCGUUGGUUGUUUCUAGAAGCUUCUCCAUACCUUCCGCCAACCAUAGAGCCGUAAGUUCUUUACAUGUUCCCGAGCUUAAGGUUUCACUCCAUACCGCGCAAGCACCCUCUCCGCCUCUCACCCCUGUUUCACUAGCAAACGUUUCAACUGUUUCCGAUGUAGCCGCUCACAUGGCUCAUAUCUAAGGUGGAAUUGAAGAUGAUAUCGGCAGUCUUAUUGAGCAUAUUAAAUUCUUAUUGGUCGAAUGAUCAUUCAUCUUGGUUAGUUUUCGUAGCAGGUGGUCUGUAAUAUGAUGAUUAUGAUCCAUAUGCUGUCUUUCAGUUUGCAUUUAACUAUACAAUAUAUAUAGAGAGAUUUUGUUGUCUUAUGAAAUCAUAUUCUUGUUUGAUGGCGAUAUGUGCUUUUGUGUGGCUA
This is a messenger RNA of Helianthus annuus (common sunflower), 2295 nucleotides long. RefSeq lists its product as uncharacterized. The record is from RefSeq and is a predicted model, not a curated record. Lineage: Eukaryota; Viridiplantae; Streptophyta; Magnoliopsida; Asterales; Asteraceae. Gene Ontology annotation, cellular component: cytoplasm. The transcript has 11 exons. Gene Ontology annotation, molecular function: protein binding. Bases 252 to 2066 code for a protein of 604 amino acids.